Messenger RNA from Motacilla alba alba, 3251 nucleotides. It is a transcript of the gene TMX1, whose product is annotated as thioredoxin related transmembrane protein 1. The record is from RefSeq and is a predicted model, not a curated record. Bases 13 to 864 code for a protein of 283 amino acids. Lineage: Eukaryota; Metazoa; Chordata; Aves; Passeriformes; Motacillidae. The transcript is spliced from 8 exons.
GGGGGGGCCAAGAUGGCGGCGCCGGGACGAGCUCGGGCCGCUCUGAGGGCUCCGCUCUGCGCUCUGCUGUGCCUGGCGCUGGCGGCCGCCGCCCUGGGCAAGCCGAGCCCCGUGAAGGUGCUGUCGGACGGCAUGUGGCGGGAGCUGCUGCAGGACGAGUGGAUGGUGGAGUUCUACGCGCCCUGGUGCCCCGCCUGCCAGAACCUGCAGCCCGAGUGGGAGAAGUUCGCCGAGUGGGGAGAGGACCUGGGGGUCAACGUGGCCAAAGUGGAUGUGACCGAGCAGCCGGGGUUGAGUGGACGAUUUGUCAUCACAGCCCUCCCUACCAUCUAUCACUGCAAAGAUGGAGAGUUCAGGAGAUACCAGGGAGCAAGGACUAAAGCUGCCUUCAUUAACUUCAUCAAUGACAAGGAGUGGAAAUCCAUUGAACCAGUGUCCUCCUGGUUUGGUCCUUCCUCUUUGCUGAUGAGCAGCAUGUCAGCGUUGUUCAAGCUGUCCAUGUGGAUCAGGCACGGCCAUGGCUAUUUAACAGAAAAUCUUGGGAUACCAGUCUGGGGCUCCUAUGCUGUUUUUGGAUUGGCAACUCUGUUCUUAGGAAUGGUCCUGGGACUUAUGAUGGUGUUCCUGGCAGACUGCAUCUGUCCCUCCAAAAGGCACAGACCACCACAGCUCCAGCCUCAGCCAAGGAAACAAGGUCCAGAGUCAGCUCAUCUGCUGAAGAACAGGUAUGAAGAGCAAGAAGCAGAGGAGGGAGAUAUCUCAGAUGAUGAAGCAGAGGGGAAGGAUUGGAGCAAGAGAGACUCAUCCCCGAGUGGUGUCCGGCGGCGCAUCGUGCCCAGUGCUGCUCCUCUGGAGAAAUCUUAGCUGCCUUUGCACCAGGAUUAGUGCUUGAGUCAGCCACUCAAAGGGAGAUCAAUGUCAAAUCCUCCAGCUUGAAGAGAAGAAUGGCUCCUGGCUUGGUAAUGUUGCUGCAUUUCAUGAAUUCGGAGGAAAUAAUAAUAAUAAUAAUAAAAUAAAAACCCAUCAGGUGUUCCAAAGGAAAACUUGCUGUUGCAAAUGGCUGGAACUUCUCCUGUCUGUGUGCAGAGAAGUGCCAAGGAAUCAUUGCUGUGGCUUCUGGAAUGGUUUGUUCCCUAGGGAUUAUUUGGAAGAGAAUGUAAACCAGAGUCAUUGCUGCAUUAGGGAGCAUUAGCAAGGAAAAUGCACUCACCUGGGUGUUGGUUAAAGCUCCCAGAAGGGUUCCCUGUUCUUAUACUGUUUUUCAGUAUAAAUCUCUCUAGCUGUGCCCUGAAGAAAUGCUGAGGGAAAAAGUUCCUUUACUGAUGGAACUAAAAUUCCUCGAGUUUAGGCUUUUUAUGUGACAAAAAACUGCUUUUUGCUAUGACAAUGAGUGCUACAAACCCCCCCAGCCUUUUUUCUUACAAAGACCUGAUGGAACUUAGCACAAGCACUCUGCAGUGGGAUCCUCUGGCUGUCCAGAAACCUGCUGCUUGCAUCCAUUUCUUCCAGAAAAAGCUGUAGAGAACUCUGUGAGCUUCUUGGCAAAGUAGUUUUUGUCUAGCAGCGAGUGACAAGCAGCACCUUGAAGUCCUGUCUGUCUCUGUGACUCCACGUGGCAAUAGUUUACACGCAGGGUUCUCUGUGCAAAUCCUCUCCAUUCCUCCUGGAUGCCAGCAGGACUCUGCUUGUUUUUAAUCCAUCAUUUCUUACUCAAAAUCUUGCUGCAAAUCCAUGCAGGCUGUCCCUGGCCUGAAGUUAAAAUAACUCCUUUCUAUUUCUUCUACAGAACCUUUUUUUUUUCCUGUUUUCACAAAACCAUUUUGGAACAUUAAACCUGAUUUUUUUUCUUUUUUUUUUUUAAAGUAACUAGUUUACUCUCGUCUGUAUGAUGUUUGUUUUCACUCUGUAUAGAAAUAAAAAGAAUGCACAUGCCCUUUGGACCAGCGUUGUAAAGAGUUUUCCAUGUUCUUUUGCUUCAAUUCCAAAGUUUUUGCAAGGGAAGGGUGAGCCUAAUAAUGAGCACGUUUAGGUUUUCUUGACAAGCCUGUUUCUGAUUUUUUUUUCUUUGUUUGUUUAGCUUUGUGGGUUUUUAGCUUUUAUUUGUAGUUAUUUAGGUUUUUUAGUGUUUUUAUUUGUAGUUAUUCAGUGGUUGUUUUUUUUUUUUAAUUGUUCAUCUGGCUUCUUCCCCCCUUUUUCUUUUCCCUGCAUUGGUGCUCUGGAAUGAUUUGACUUCAGUGCUGUGUUAGAAAGAUAAACUGAUGCUUCAAAGGCUCUUUUUGGCUAAAAUCUGUCCUUUUUUAAAGCUCAAACCUCUCCUGGUGUUGGAAUGAAGACCACCGCGUGCCAGAAUUGCCCUUAAGGUGUUGGUUUUGUGGAAUUGCCUUAAAUUCUCUGAAAUUCCCCAUCUCUGAGCCUUUGUCUCUCAUAAAUAAAGCAAUAAAUAAAAAUUCUGAGGAGAAGUCGUGGCACUGUGUUGGAUCAGUGCUGGUUUUGCAGUUUGGAGAGGGCUCGAGGAGGCAGAAACCUUGUAGCUGGUAGGAAAGUGUUGAGUUGCUUUAAAAGCUGAACUCUGCUCGCUCCUCUUGGGAUGUAUUUCAGUGUAGCUGUUCUAAGUGCAGAGCUUUCUCAUUUCUCAGUUACAACCAAACUCGGUGCAGUAUCGGGAGGACACCCUGCUGAUUGUGGUGAACUUUUCAUUUAAAAAAACCACCCAACUGUGCUGGACUUGUGGGCUCCUGCUUGAACAAGAACUUGCAGCAUUAAUUUCCUUAUUUUUCCUCUGCCUGUGCUCACUUCUCCCUGCCUUAGGCCCAGAACCAAAUCCCAAACCUGGCUCCUGGGGGUGACUGUUCCCAGCCGGAACCCAGCCCUGUGUGUAACUCCUGCUUGCAUUAUCCACGGGCCGCCUGUGCUGAUCUCUGCUAAUCUCACCCUUCACAUUUUGCAUCAUAUUAUGGUUUUGUCCUGUGAAUAUUUAAGUUCCUUGAUUGAUUUUUUUUUGUUUUGUUUUUGUUUUAAAAAUCUCUAUUCCAAAGAUGUUUACUGAGGCUGAGCGGUGUAACCUGAGUGUAAGAGCCUGUCCUUUGUGUGUUUUGAUGUUGCCUGAAUAUCAAUUUUGUAAAAACCAGACUGCCCUUUCCAUAUCACCUGGACCAGGCCUGUUUCAUUCCAGAAAGAAUUGAUGACAAUAAUGUAACAAUAAUUUUGUUUUUCAGAGAGUCUUCGAGUAAAAAAUAACCACCAGCUUUGGA